This is a messenger RNA of Aspergillus luchuensis, 624 nucleotides long. Its product is annotated as RNA polymerase II mediator complex middle subunit MED9. Gene Ontology annotation, cellular component: mediator complex. Gene Ontology annotation, molecular function: transcription coregulator activity. The coding region runs from base 1 to 624 and encodes 207 amino acids. The transcript has a single exon. Lineage: Eukaryota; Fungi; Ascomycota; Eurotiomycetes; Eurotiales; Aspergillaceae. Gene Ontology annotation, biological process: regulation of transcription by RNA polymerase II. The record is from RefSeq and is a predicted model, not a curated record.
AUGGCGUCCCGAUCCCCCACGGCGGUGACUCCCCUACCAAAAUCAUCCGUCGCGCCCGAGACCCCGAUGGUCAGAGACGCCCCCGCAAACCCCCAAGCCGUCCCUUUCCCUUCUCCACAGACAUUCGACAUUGUUCCACCGUUGCAUGGCCUCCUUUCACGUCUUUUAUCGCCGCCAACGAACGCUGCUGGCGUAUCCAAUGGCGUGAGAGCGGCCGAUGACCCUACCGGAGCUGGUGCUCCUACCGGACCACCUUCAGGCACCCCCGGCCAACCUCAAUCGCAACAACAAGCGGGGGCUGAGAACACCAACACUGCUGGAGUCCUGGGGACCGUACCUUCAGCUGGUCCAGGUGGUGCAGAAAUAUCCGGCUUGGGUUCGAAUAGCUCUCCAGCGCUCGAUAUCAAGGACCUUCCGACAGAGGUCAGCUCAAUCAAAAUUCGCAUUCAGAAGGCACAAGCCGUGGUGGAAAACCUACCCGACGUAGAUCGGUCGGUUGCCGACCAGGAAGAGGAAAUUGAGGAGCUGGAGGACCGCAUUGCAAAGCUCAAGUCGGUCAUCGCCGACUUUGGUCAGAUGGCAAGCCCAGGGGGUGCUAAGAAGCUCAAGUCCCAGGGACCUUGA